UGCAACGACAAUAAACACCGGUUGAGUUGACAGCUUUACGGACGACCAUAAUCGAAAGACGAUUUCGUUGCGGUCCCGUGACUGAAACUUUCCGAAUAUCCCCGCGACGACGUCGAAGGAUACUGGGGGAUACCUCGAUCAACGCCGCGAUGGCGAGGCAGCUGCGAGACACGCCGGAUCCUUCCCCGCGCGCGAGACAGUCGCGUCUCGAGAGCCCGUUGGUGAUUCCCGCCAAUUCUACACCAGCAACGUAUCGUAACAUGGAUGUGAGCACGCUGCAGAAUUGGCUGAACAGGCUGCCCGAUGACUGGAGUUCGCCCCAGAGUCCCGAUGAGCUUGUCAUUCAGAAGAGAGGUCGACGCAGGUCUAUAGUAUGGUCCCCUGAUCUCGAUACCUACAAGCGUCGCAGCCUGCUCAGUUUGAGUUCCAGAGACCGCACGCCAGUUAAAAGCCCAUCAACGUCAAAAGCAGUGUCGAGGGAUGCUGCUAGGAAGAGGCUCUCCCUUAACGAUACUCGCCAAUCCAAUUUUACCACGCUGGAGAAUAAGAAAACAUCGUUGCCCUCUCGAGUGUCAUUGAACACUACAAAUGUGCCGAGAGAGCGGUCCAACGAUAAUUUGGUGAAGAGUUUGCGUGGUCUCAGUCACGAGCAACUCGUGAAAUUGAUUAUGGAGUUGGUGUACGCGCAGGACAACGGUGCGUUGCGCGAGAACGAGAAGCUUCGUGAUGUCCUUUCCAAAAAGAUGCCAGUUGCAGAUAUUCAGCCGUUGUUGGAAAAAUUAGUUGUCCUGCGACAAAAUAUUUAUACCAGUCUCAUGUUUGUCCCCAAUUUGACGGACGAUUCCACGUACGGUCGAACUUGCAUACAUCUGGAUACGUUUCAGAAAACUUUGAUCGAUCAAGGAAGAAUACUACAAGAAUCUCAGCACUGGAUUUCACUGAUGCGCUACGCAUUAGAAGCAUGGAGAAUCACCAGAGAAUUACCAGAGUGGGAGAAUCAGGGUUCUUAUAAUUCUACACGACAAUGCUUUAAGAGUCUGUCGCAGUUUUGUACCGAAGCUUUAAGAAGAGGAAAUUUUGAAGCGUCGGCUCUGGAAAUUUACAUUGAAAGUCUCAAAACUAUAGCUGCAGAAUGCGAAGAUUUUCAAAUCUGUCUACAGAUAGCAAAGGAAGGAAAGCACGAGACUUAAGCCUCCUUUCUACAAAAUACCGUGUGCAUGACAGUUUUAUUUAAAUAUUUUCUACGUAGGUGCGUGAUAAUCAAACUUAUUGACAUGUAUUCGUAUGCAGGGUGAUAACAUAAGAUAUAAUUAACCAGUGAUAGAAAUAACCAGUGAAUUAACAAUGAAGUUGUUGCGGAUGAUUUUUAAAAAAUUUAAAACAAAAGUAUUCUUUUUUGUUU
This is a messenger RNA of Temnothorax curvispinosus, 1402 nucleotides long. RefSeq lists its product as uncharacterized. NCBI's taxonomy places the organism in Eukaryota, Metazoa, Arthropoda, Insecta, Hymenoptera, Formicidae. Gene Ontology annotation, biological process: nuclear protein quality control by the ubiquitin-proteasome system; proteasome localization. The coding region runs from base 150 to 1190 and encodes 346 amino acids. The record is from RefSeq and is a predicted model, not a curated record. Gene Ontology annotation, cellular component: nucleus. The transcript is spliced from 5 exons.